Carassius auratus (goldfish) is the source of this 2301-nucleotide messenger RNA. RefSeq names its product catenin alpha-2. Gene Ontology annotation, biological process: cell migration; cell-cell adhesion. Bases 46 to 1659 code for a protein of 537 amino acids. The record is from RefSeq and is a predicted model, not a curated record. The transcript has 11 exons. NCBI's taxonomy places the organism in Eukaryota, Metazoa, Chordata, Actinopteri, Cypriniformes, Cyprinidae. Gene Ontology annotation, molecular function: actin filament binding; cadherin binding; beta-catenin binding. Gene Ontology annotation, cellular component: catenin complex; adherens junction.
GGGACAAAAGAAAAAGGAGACCCACUGAAUUCAGCUAUUGAUAAGAUGACCAAGAAGACCCGUGAUCUUCGCAGACAGCUAAGGAAGGCUGUUAUGGACCACAUAUCUGACUCUUUCCUGGAGACCAACGUUCCUCUGCUGGUGCUGAUAGAGGCGGCCAAGAGCGGUAACGAGAAAGAGGUUAAGGAGUAUGCGCAGGUCUUCCGCGAACACGCCAACAAGCUGGUGGAGGUGGCCAACCUCGCCUGUUCCAUUUCCAACAACGAGGAGGGGGUGAAGCUAGUGCGCAUGGCUGCUACACAGAUCGAUAGCCUGUGUCCUCAGGUAAUAAAUGCAGCCCUAACGCUGGCCGCACGCCCUCAAAGCAAGGUUGCUCAGGACAACAUGGAUGUUUUCAAGGACCAGUGGGAGAAGCAAGUACGCAUUCUGACCGAAGCUGUUGAUGACAUCACUUCAGUUGAUGACUUCCUCUCUGUUUCAGAGAACCACAUUCUGGAGGAUGUGAAUAAGUGUGUGAUCGCCCUGCAGGAGGGGGAUGUGGACACGCUGGACAGGACAGCAGGAGCAAUCCGGGGCCGAGCCGCUCGUGUGGUGCACAUUAUUAAUGCUGAGAUGGAGAACUACGAACCCGGCGUCUACACAGAGCGUGUUCUCGAGUCCAUCAAGCUCCUCUCUGAGACCGUGAUGCCACGCUUUGCCGAGCAGGUUGAGGUUGCCAUCGAGGCUCUUAGCACCAGCCCCCCACAGUCAUUCGAAGAGAACGAGUUCAUCGACGCCUCUCGCCUUGUUUAUGAUGGAGUCCGUGACAUCAGGAAAGCAGUCCUUAUGAUAAGAACUCCAGAAGAGUUGGAAGAUGACUCUGACUUUGAGCAAGAAGACUAUGACGCCCGUAGCCGCACCAGCGUCCAGACAGAAGAUGACCAACUGAUUGCUGGACAGAGCGCAAGGGCUAUCAUGGCUCAGCUGCCUCAGGAAGAGAAGGCCAAGAUUGCUGAACAGGUAGAGAGUUUCAGGCAGGAGAAGAGCAAGCUGGACGCAGAGGUCGCCAAGUGGGACGACAAUGGAAAUGACAUCAUUGUGCUGGCAAAGCAGAUGUGUAUGAUUAUGAUGGAGAUGACUGACUUCACCAGAGGCAAAGGCCCUUUGAAGAAUUCCUCUGAUGUGAUCAAUGCCGCAAAGAAAAUCGCAGAGGCCGGAUCCAGAAUGGACAAGCUCGCCCGUGCCGUGGCUGACCAGUGUCCAGACUCAGCCUGUAAGCAGGACUUAUUGGCAUACCUCCAGAGAAUCGCCCUCUACUGCCACCAGCUCAACAUCUGCAGCAAGGUCAAGGCUGAGGUUCAGAACCUGGGAGGAGAACUCAUUGUUUCAGGGCUGGACAGCGCUACAUCCCUCAUCCAGGCAGCCAAGAACUUGAUGAAUGCUGUGGUCCUCACAGUCAAGGCCUCCUAUGUGGCUUCCACCAAGUACCAGAAGGUGUACGGCACGGCGGCGGUCAAUUCCCCGGUGGUGUCCUGGCGCAUGAAGGCCCCGGAGAAGAAACCCCUGGUGAAGAGAGAGAAACCAGAGGAGUGCCAGACCCGUGUCAGACGAGGCUCGCAGAAGAAACACAUCUCCCCCGUCCAAGCCCUCAGCGAAUUCAAGGCCAUGGACUCCUAUUAACAGCAUACCACAGAUACCCAAAACUCCUCCUCCUCUCUUGAUUUCUUCCCCUCUUCUUGUUACGGCUUAUUUUCUUGGAGCUGUAUCUUGUACCAUGCAGCGACAUGAGUAUGUGCCCAGUAAAUGUCUGUGAGUUGGAGGGGCUUGGCAACCCAUCCUCUUCGAACCGAAUUUCACUGUAAACGAGAAACAAACAUGUGAAGGAAACAUUUACAGUGCAGGCUGUGGUACAAUUCAUGUGAUGUUCAUUCUCGCUGACUGGCCGUAUAUACACAGAGAUAUUAAAGAAUAUAAUCUAUGGUUUAGUAGUGUCAGCCCUAACCAAGGCAGAGGUGCUGCUUUCUUUCCUACUGAUUUUUUUUUCUAAAUGAAUAUUGAACCUUAGUAAUAGGAAUAACUUAUGUUGAAACAAUUUUCUUCCUUCUUCCCAGUUAUCCAUAUGGUGACUUGAUGCACUAGUUUUUGCAUUAAAAAAAUCAAUUUCUUUAAUUAUAUUAUUGUAUCACUAACCAUGGCAGCCAGGUUGGCUAUAGUAUUACAUUUAGAAAUGGACUAGUUGUGUGGUUUGCUCAGAGACUAGUAGAAACCUGCAUAUCUUUAUAGUCCUGAUUCUCUAAUAAACCUUCCAAUUGUGUGUGUGGA